UUGAACAAUAAUGGUAUUGAGAUGAAUUUUCAAGAGUCUUGUUUAUGUUACCAAACCUUUAAAAUUGAUAGGAAAAUAAAUUCAAGAUUAAUUUUGUCCAGUAACAUUCAUUCGACUGAUAGUGGCACAUCGCUGGAAGUCGUCCAUGUUGUCGAGAAGAAAACCAAAUUGAAAAUCGAAAAGAUACAGUGUGAAGCCUCAGAAAGUCAAUGUAAUGAAACUCACAAGGCUAUAGAACAAUCCAUGAAAGAUAAAAGACCCAAGAGUCUGUUGGUCUUUAUAAACCCAAGAAGUGGGAACAGAGGGGCGGAAAAAAUUUACCAGAGAAAAGUUCUACCGAUUUUUCAAAUGUGUGGAGUUAAAACAAAUGAAUACGUGACAAGCAGACCAAAUGAAGUGAGAGACCGUCUUCUUAACACUAACCUUAACACAUAUGACGGAGUGGUAGCAGUGGGCGGAGAUGGAAUUUAUAACGAGGUUCUGUCAGCAUUGCUGGAUAGAGAAAUGAAGAAUAGUGGUCUUGAUCCGAACGACCCUGACUCUAGACUUGUUCAAUUAAAACUGCCAAUAGGAAUAAUUCCAGCAGGAUCAGGAAAUUACACCGCUUGGUACCUCAAUGGAACAAAAUGUCCGAAAACUGCUGCGAUACGAAUCGUGAUGGGUGACUGUGUUGCUACCAAUGUUGCAAGCCUUCAUCAAGGCAACAGGUGCGCGGGCUACUCCAGUCUCAUUCUCGGUUUCGGGUUGUUUGGAGACGUCAUGAGAGAUUGUGAAAAAUACAGGUGGAUGGGAACAAGCCGAUUUAAAGUGAUUCCAGUUGGAACGGUGUUGAGUAGACGACCAGUGAAUGUAAUCAUAUCGUAUGUUCCCGCCAAAUCUGGCGACAAUAACUCUAAUGCAGAAAACAGAGUCACUGCUCCGAAACAACAAUUCCAUCGUCAGAUAUCUGUACCAGUUUUCAAUACCAAAAAGGCUCGGGUGACUUUUCAGAAAAGAACAGUUUCUUCUUCUGCCAAUUUUGGAGCAGCUUCAGAAUGGAGGACCGCAGAUGAAAGGGUUGUGUAUGCAGUCGAUACAUAUCCAAUUACUAUGAAACCGAAAGGAACAAAGAUGGCGCCCCAUUUUGGAGAAGAUUCUUUGAAGUUACGAAUAACGCAGAAAUGUAAACUUAUGGAUCAUAUUCGACAACUGAAAGAAGUCGACGACGGGAAAUCAACUUGUUACGACUUCGACUUUGUCAGGACCAUCAGUGUGGAGAGAUAUCGAGUUCGCAUUUUGAAUAAAGAAAUGCAGGAUUUUUUCGUUAAUUGUGAUGGAGAAGUCAUUUGUCUUGAUGGACCAGAAAUCAUCGUUAGCCUGCAUAGAAGAGUCGUGCAACUAUAUGGAAGUCCUAACUAAGGAAUGAUAAAUAUGGAACAGAACUGUGACUAUAACUGACACUUGUUUACAUUUUUAAAAAAAAAUUAUAAAUUAUGUGCUUUAUUGUGCUCAAAUCAGUAUAAAAUUACUUUUUGUUCAAUUUAGAAUUGUAUUUUAUUUUUUAUAUAUUUUUAUAUUUUAUUUUUAGAUAUGUUUACAUUUAUUUACAUAUUUUUUUUCUUUUUAACGGGUGCUAUUUUAUAAACACUUUUACAUCACUUUAUGAUAAAAUUUUGUGAGGUCAUCGGGCAUUGAUAUAAGACCAAAUGUAAACUAUAUUUUCUACAUCUAUAUUACAAUACAAAUAUAUUUUCCACAAUAAUUAUCAUGCGUUAUUUUUAUAAAUGAUUUGCAUACCCGUAACUACUGUUUCAGAAAAAGAUAUUAAACUUGUGUGUGUGAG
Saccostrea cuccullata (small rock oyster) is the source of this 1822-nucleotide messenger RNA. RefSeq names its product ceramide kinase-like. The transcript has 10 exons. The coding region runs from base 22 to 1398 and encodes 458 amino acids. Gene Ontology annotation, molecular function: ceramide kinase activity. Lineage: Eukaryota; Metazoa; Mollusca; Bivalvia; Ostreida; Ostreidae. Gene Ontology annotation, biological process: ceramide metabolic process; phosphorylation. The record is from RefSeq and is a predicted model, not a curated record.